Tribolium castaneum (red flour beetle) is the source of this 888-nucleotide messenger RNA. Its product is annotated as hsp70-Hsp90 organising protein. The record is from RefSeq and is a predicted model, not a curated record. NCBI's taxonomy places the organism in Eukaryota, Metazoa, Arthropoda, Insecta, Coleoptera, Tenebrionidae. The transcript is spliced from 5 exons. Gene Ontology annotation, molecular function: Hsp90 protein binding. Bases 122 to 820 code for a protein of 232 amino acids.
UUCGCACCCCGCCACUGGAUUUACAUCAUAACGAGCCGCCACUGGAAUUACCGUCACUUGUCACAAUGACAGUGGCGAGGUUAUGUUCAUGAGCAAUCAAAACCGAGCACUUUAAUAAAUAAUGGACGAGUCACCGGAAGCGUUAAAAGAACUGGGAAACAGCGCUGUCAAAAAUCAAAAAUAUGAAGAAGCGAUUUUAUACUACACUCAAGCCCUUAAGAGCGAUUCUAACAACUACACCCUGUAUAGUAAUCGAUCUUUUGCAUUCCUCAAGGUCCAACAAUACUAUUUUGCAAUGCAAGAUGCAAACGAAACGAUCAGACUGAACCCAAACUGGCCCAAAGGUUAUUUCCGCAGGGCUGAGGUCGAAUAUUCGGCCAAACACUUUGUGGAAGCCUGUGAGUCGUACCAAAAAGCCUUAAGUUUAAAACCCGACGAUAUCAAUAUUAUUGAGGCCCUUAGUAGGGCCAAAAGACAGAUUGCCAAGGAGAGAAAAGCGGACGAGGUCAUACCAUGGCUGGGGGCCGGCAUUGGCAUCGUCAUAGGGGUGAUAAUCGUCAUAGCUGACUGUAUUUUCACCCACAAACCGACACACCCUCUUUUGAUGGCUUUCGUCACCAUAAUUAUAGCCAUGGUGGGGUACGGAAUCGCCAAAACCUACAGAUAUUACGUGAGGUGUCAAAGGGACGGGCUACUAGAGCCCCCACCUGACCUAAUGAGUGAAGAUGAUAGGGACGAAACGUGCGAGAAAGAGACGAAACAUACCCCCAGAUACACCAAAUCGCAAGCGAGACAGAGAUACAAGAAGGGAAAGUUGUGAAAAAUCGGCCUCACAUUCCGUUAACCCCAUUUAUGGUUGUUGCUUAUGUAAGAUGGUACAUAAUGUGU